Molecule: messenger RNA, 885 nt
Organism: Macadamia integrifolia
Lineage: Eukaryota; Viridiplantae; Streptophyta; Magnoliopsida; Proteales; Proteaceae
Product: photosystem I reaction center subunit II, chloroplastic
Exons: 1
Coding region: 80-709 (209 amino acids)
Biological process (GO): photosynthesis
Cellular component (GO): photosystem I reaction center; photosystem I
Source: RefSeq, a predicted model, not a curated record
AACCUAGCAACCUUUGGCUCUGUGAUCCCCAAUCCCACAAGUAACAGCAGCUACAGCCACUUUUCCCUGCAACCAUUCAAUGGCCAUGGCAACCCAAGCAUCACUGUUCACCCCAACCCUCUCUACUCCAAAUUCUGGCAACCGUGCCCUUAUUCCCUGGAAGCCAUCCUCAUCCUUCUCCUUUGCUAUUCCCAGGCCUGUCAAUCUCUCUGUGUCACAGAGAACCAUCAGAGCCGCAGCUGCAGAGGAGAAGACUGGAACUAAGGAAGCCCCAGUAGGCUUCACCCCACCUUCAUUGGACCCAAACACUCCCUCCCCAAUCUUUGGUGGCAGCACAGGUGGGUUAUUGCGCAAAGCCCAAGAGGAGGAAUUCUACGUCAUCACAUGGGAAUCUCCCAAGGAACAGAUUUUUGAGAUGCCCACUGGAGGUGCAGCUAUAAUGAGGGAAGGUCCCAACCUGCUUAAAUUGGCAAGGAAGGAACAGUGUUUGGCACUUGGGACUAGGCUGAGGUCCAAGUACAAGAUCAAGUAUCAAUUCUACAGGGUCUUCCCUAAUGGUGAGGUUCAGUAUCUUCACCCCAAGGAUGGAGUCUACCCUGAGAAGGUUAACCCAGGCCGCGAAGGAGUCGGUGUGAACUACCGAUCCAUUGGGAAGAAUGUGAGUCCUAUAGAGGUCAAGUUCACUGGCAAACAGGUCUAUGAAUUGUAAGCUGAAAGUGGUAAGAGUGGAGCUUGGUGAUGACUCUGUUUAUUUGAUUAUAGUUAUUUUAUUUUUAUUGUUUAAUGCACUUUUGUCUGUGACUUUUCCAUAUACUCUGCUACAAGAACAUUAAGCUUGGAAAUGUUGUGUAAUUUUCAUUUAAUCCAAUCAGAUUAGUUUCCUCA